Manihot esculenta (cassava) is the source of this 1511-nucleotide messenger RNA. Its product is annotated as kinetochore protein SPC25 homolog. The coding region runs from base 250 to 1140 and encodes 296 amino acids. The transcript has 8 exons. Gene Ontology annotation, cellular component: Ndc80 complex. The record is from RefSeq and is a predicted model, not a curated record. Gene Ontology annotation, biological process: chromosome segregation. NCBI's taxonomy places the organism in Eukaryota, Viridiplantae, Streptophyta, Magnoliopsida, Malpighiales, Euphorbiaceae.
GUCGUUGUUUCCUAGUUACUUAAAAACUCCGUUUAAACGCUCCUGAUUCCAAGGGGAAAAAAGAAAAUGGCGGGCUCAAGCUAAAAUUUUCAUUCAAAUCCAAAUUCUCUGUCACUGCACUUUUCCUCUAUCUCUCCUUCUGGUCUGUCCCUCUCCUUCCCUUUCACUCUCUCUCUCUCUUAUAUAAACAAUCAGGCGCAUCCACACAUUCAAGUCCAGAGUAGAGAGGGGGAAUCAUUACGGACGAAAAUGGAGUCUUUGCGACUGAUCUGCGACAGAGAGAUCCCCCUUGCACUGCAAAAAGUCCACUCCUUUGCGGCGUCGUUUUCUCAUUCUCUGGAUUCGACCACUUCUACAGUAGAAGAAACCCUCCAAUAUCAAGGGAAAUUAGGGAAGAUGAAAUCUAGCUUACGGGAAGCUGAGGAUGACUUUGUUAAAGUGCUAUCAGUGAAGACACGUAAGGAGGCUAAGCAGUUGGCCAUAAGGGACUCCAUUUCUGCUACAAGAGCUAGAAUAGAAGAACUUAAAAGAACCUUGCAGGUUCAGAAGGCUAGAAGGGAUGAGUAUGCAGCAAUUAUGUCUCAACAAUCUUUCGAAAAGGGAAAUCGAGAUAUUGAACAUAAAGGAGUAAUUCAAGAGGCGAUAUUAUGGUAUAAUAGGGUUCUUGGUUUCCAUAUUGAAGGAGGAAGAGGGGUGAAAUUUACAUUCAACUACAUCAACAUGAGCAAUCCAUAUGAGGAGUACAGUUUCACCAUUCGCCAUGAAGAGGAUACGUAUUCUUUGUUGGCUUGUAAACCCCACUUGAAUGACACCAAAGAUUUGAUUCGUGAGUUGAAUAGAACCAAUGGUUUAUUCAAAUUUGUCAGAAUAAUGAGAGAGAAGUUUCAAGAAGUUACAUCACUUGGAAGAAAUUUUCCUCAAUCCCCAACUCUUCAUCAAGAGUCUGCAGCAGUAUCUAUGUCUGCUCCAGUUACAUCAGUUUCAACAGACACAAGUGACUCUUCUUUGAAAGAAAAUGAGUAUCCACAUGAAGUAAACAGACAGUCAAAGAAAGUUAAUCUUGGAAGAGGGACUAAACCAUCAAUUUUAUCACCUGCAUCAGUUCGCCGAUCCCCUCGUUUUGUUAAGCGCAAGGAAUGAAGAUAAAGUGAAGCUGGUAGACGUAACAUCAAGUUUGGCAUGUAUUGUGUGUGUUCUUGACUUGCUCAACUAGUCAUAGUUUCUGACUCAUUUGCUUGACACUGGACAUGUGUUGCAUGGGCAUGAUGUAUGUAAGCAACUUUGAUUGGAAGAGAAUGGCUGAAGCUCUACAACCCAAUCUUUAUCAUCCAUUAGACAGGUGUCUCCUGAGUGCCGCUAGGAGUGUAUUUAUAUAUUUUUUUUCCUGUAACAAUGAAUUUAUGACAGAUGGAAUGUAAAGAGCUCAUCACAAUAGUGUUAGAUUUUGCAACACUAGAUGCUUUAAUGGCCCAUGCACUGAUCUCAUCUAUUGAUUUCAAUUUUUUUUUCUA